AUGGGCGUUACCGAUGUACUGAGCCGAAAGUCUGGCGUUAUCGUGGGAGACGAUGUCCUGAAACUGUUCCAGUAUGCCCGGGAGAAGCAGUUUGCAGUGCCUGCCAUCAAUGUCACGUCAUCCUCAACUGUCGUUGCGUCACUUGAGGCUGCCCGUGAUGCCAAAGCUCCCAUCAUUCUACAGAUGUCCCAGGGAGGUGCUGCCUAUUUUGCUGGAAAGAACGUGAGCAAUACCGACCAAGCCGCCUCCAUCGCCGGUGCUGUCGCAGGUGCCCAAUACAUCCGUAGCAUCGCGCCCUCCUACGGCAUCCCAGUGAUUCUCCACACUGACCACUGCGCAAAAAAACUCCUGCCAUGGCUCGAUGGCAUGCUCGACGCUGAUGAGGCUUACUUCAAGGUCCAUGGCGAGCCUCUGUUUAGCUCCCACAUGAUCGAUCUCUCCGAGGAAGCCGUCGACUGGAACGUCAAGACUACCGCCAAGUAUCUUCAGCGAGCGGCCCCGAUGAAGCAGUGGCUUGAGAUGGAGAUAGGUAUCACCGGUGGCGAAGAAGAUGGCGUCAACAAUGAAGACGUUGACAAUGCUUCUCUUUACACCCAGCCUGAGGAUAUUCUCAACAUUUAUAAUACACUGUCUCCCAUCUCCCCAUACUUCUCUAUUGCUGCCGGCUUCGGUAAUGUCCACGGUGUCUACAAACCCGGCAAUGUCAAGCUCCACCCUGAGCUACUCGGCAAGCACCAGGCUCAUGUCAAGGAGGCCAUCAACUCCAAAGAGGACAAGCCUGUUUAUUUUGUCUUCCACGGUGGUUCUGGAUCUAGCAAGAAGGAGUACCUGGAUGCUAUCAGCCAUGGUGUCGUCAAGGUUAACAUGGACACUGAUAUGCAGUUUGCCUAUAUGAGCGGUAUCCGUGAUUAUAUGCUGAACAAGAAGGACUACCUCCUCACUGCCGUUGGCAACCCCGAUGGCGAAGACAAACCCAACAAGAAGUUUUUUGACCCGCGUGUCUGGGUUCGCGAGGGUGAGAAAACCAUGUCUGCUCGUGUUGCCGAGGCCCUCAAGGACUUUAACUGUGCUGGGCAGUUGUAG
Messenger RNA from Metarhizium album ARSEF 1941, 1083 nucleotides. RefSeq names its product fructose-bisphosphate aldolase, class II. The record is from RefSeq and is a predicted model, not a curated record. Gene Ontology annotation, molecular function: zinc ion binding; fructose-bisphosphate aldolase activity. The coding region runs from base 1 to 1083 and encodes 360 amino acids. Gene Ontology annotation, cellular component: cytosol. NCBI's taxonomy places the organism in Eukaryota, Fungi, Ascomycota, Sordariomycetes, Hypocreales, Clavicipitaceae. Gene Ontology annotation, biological process: glycolytic process; gluconeogenesis. The transcript is spliced from 4 exons.